Messenger RNA from Lentinula edodes (shiitake mushroom), 1251 nucleotides. RefSeq lists its product as uncharacterized. NCBI's taxonomy places the organism in Eukaryota, Fungi, Basidiomycota, Agaricomycetes, Agaricales, Omphalotaceae. Bases 1 to 1251 code for a protein of 416 amino acids. The transcript is spliced from 6 exons. The record is from RefSeq and is a predicted model, not a curated record.
AUGAAGCUCAAAGCCCUCGGAAUUGAAUGCUGGCUUUCGAGCUCGCAUACAGAUGAGCAUCCCAUAGGUAAUACAGAAACAUCGUUCAGCGAAACAACUGGGACCACCACCGUGAGGACUUCAGUUUCUCCUCAUGAAGAGCCUGAUUCCGAGUCCGAGUCCGAGUCCGAGUCCGAGUCCGAGGUCGACUAUUACCUCUCUUGGAGGACCAGUCCUAAUGAGCCCAUGUCAUUAUGGUGUAUUGUCUUCUCCAGGAAGCCUACCGGGCACCUAGAAACCGUCGAGUCCAAGGUCUGGAUGUGCAGCUCUAAGCAAAAUACGCAGCAACGUUCGUCGGAGCACUUUCAUGAGGACCCUGCAAGGCGAUUCCGCCCCCGUUCCAUCAAAUCGUCAGAUAAUAUGGGGACUCUCAGAUUAGAAAUCAGGCGACUCAAUGGUACCGUGAACGCAGUAUGCUUGCUUGGAGUAGACGAUCUGGACAUUGACAUCCUGGAUGAAAAGUAUCCAUGGAUUGUGUUCGAAUUCAACUUCAAGCGGAAAAAUAAUGACGAAGUUUCCGCGUUCUCGAAUCCAACAACCACACGCAUAUAUUCUCAAAAGAGAAAACGCCAAGCAAGUGCAUCAUCAAGUGCAUCAACAUCUUCUUCACCAUCCCGAAAACAUUCGUUCACUGACAUCACUCCUCGUGAAAAUACUUUGUCAAGUUCUAGAAUCACCCCGAGAGCUGGCGCUGGCCCUAGAGGGAAACCCACAAGCUCUAGUCUUCACUCUUCUCAUAGUGUACCAGCAUUGAUUGCAGCUAGGAGUCCCCAACAUUCACUGAAUACCAACACAAUAGUAGAUCUACCAGCUCCUGGAGAAUCCAAUGUUAAAGCUUCGUCAUCGGGAAAGGCUAAGGAGCCCAAUUCUAAUUUUUCCCCACCCACUAGCUCAGAACCUAACCAAGUUGAAGCUACAGAUGACUAUGUUAGUGGAGCACAGGCCGAUUCUGAUAUUCUCAAUCAUUCUGGCAAGAUGAAAGCCUCAGAAUUUAGCCAAAAUGUGUCAUCUUCUCUACCUUCACCAAUUGAAAGAGAGGCUGAAGAGCUGGAGCAGAAAAGCAAGAAACUGGCUGCAAAGAUAGUUGCAAAAAAAGAGAAGAAGCGCCGUAAGGGUGCCGAGGCCAAAAUUGCCAAACUGAAGGCUCAAAUUCAGGAACAGGAAGCGGAGUUAGGCUCAUUCUCAACGGAUUCCGAAUCUGAAGGGAUCUGA